UGAUACACUGAUGGGACUCUGACGGCGGUGGGCGGGCGGUGCUAAGAAAAUUAUAAGGUCAUUUGAAUUGCGCUUGCUAGCGAGCUUAUAGACUACCAUGAACCCAGAAAUGAUAUCAGUGAUUGUGACAAUGAACGGAUGAUGAUCGCGGAGUCAAAGUCGAUGCGCAUAGCGAGGCAAAUUUGACGCCCGACCCAUCGGAGGAGAGGAGCAGCAGCUCGUUGUGGUAUUAACAACAGAAGGGGAUCCCGGUGCGUGUGUGUCCGUCUCUAUUCGUUUCUGUGAGCCUCUGUCAAGCCAAGCGAGCAACGGCGAGGAGCGGAGGGGGCGACCAGGCUAGCCUAUAAGCCGAUCAAGGCGGAAUCGCACACAACGAUUUUCACGUCUGGGAUUUCUGCGCACCUAGGGCCUACAUGCUGUGACGGCUUUAACGGGGUGCAAGGAUGAUUCGUCUAGCGUGUUGCACGGCCCUGCUGUUUGUGUUGAGGCUGCUGGUGGGCUUGCCUUGGUACCAGGUUCUCCCGGCCAUCCUGAUCUUCUACCUGGGAAGUGGAGGAUGGAGCUUUCUGAAGAUAUUUGCCAAAACAAUUGGCAGAGACUUACAUGCGGCGGGUGUAUUAUUUCAGGUGAAGAUGAAUGUCAGACGCCACCUCAGAGAGAAGAACACUAUUCCCAAGAUCUUCGCUGAAACAGUACGCCGCCACGGGGACAAAACGGCACUGAUCUUUGAGGGGACCGGGGAGAGGUGGACCUUCAGACAGCUGGAUGAGUACUCCAACAGAGUGGCUAACCUGCUGCUGCAACGGGGUUUCCAGGAGGGCGAUGUGCUGGCUCUUUUCAUGGAGAACAGGACCCAGUACGUGGGCAUCUGGCUGGGCAUGGCCAAGAUCGGAGUAGAGGCCGCGCUAAUCAACUUCAAUUUGAGACUAGAGGCCUUGGUCCACUGUGUCACCAUCUCCAAUGCCAAGGCUGUGGUAUUUGGCUCGGAGCUGACUGACGCGGUGUGUGAGAUCCACAGUUCAAUGGGGAAGGCAGUGCAGAUGUUUUGCUGUGGAGACUGGGACCCCAAACGAGUCCCACAGGGAACCGAGUGCCUGGAGCCCCUGCUGGAUGCUGCCCCGUCCCAUCUGCCAAGCCAGCCACAGCGCUGCUUCACUGAUCGCCUGUUCUACAUCUACACGUCGGGAACCACUGGGAUGCCUAAAGCUGCUAUUGUUGCGCACAGCAGGUACUACCGCAUGGCAGCCUUGGUAUAUUAUGGUUUUAGGAUGACAUCAGAUGAUGUGUUGUAUGAUUGCCUUCCACUCUACCAUUCUGCAGGUAACAUUGUGGGAGUGGGCCAGUGUAUAAUACAUGGCAUGACUGUAGUCAUCAGAAAGAAGUUCUCUGCCUCGCGUUUCUGGGACGACUGUGUCAAAUACAACUGCACUAUUGUGCAGUACAUUGGUGAGAUCUGCCGAUACUUGCUGAACCAGCCAGUUCGGGACACGGAGCGACAGCAUCGGGUACGCAUGGCACUGGGCAACGGCCUGCGCCAAUCCAUAUGGGAGGAGUUCAUGAAUCGCUUCAAUAUCCCACAGAUCGCAGAGUUCUAUGGAGCCACAGAGUGCAACUGCAGCCUGGGCAACUUCGGUAACCAGGUUGGAGCGUGUGGCUUCAACAGUCAGAUUCUACCGUUCAUCUACCCCAUCAGACUGGUGAGGGUUGAUGAAGAGACCAUGGAGCUCAUUAGGGGACCUGAUGGCGUCUGUAUUCCCUGUAAACCUGGCGAGCCUGGCCAGCUAGUCGGCAGGAUCAUUCACAAUGACCCUCUUCGGAGUUUUGAUGGUUAUGUCAACCAGUCAGCAACCAGCAAGAAGAUUGCUCACAACGUCUUCAAGAAGGGAGAUAGUGCCUACCUCUCUGGUGACGUGCUGAUCAUGGAUAAGUACGGCCACAUGUACUUUAAGGACCGCACAGGAGACACUUUCCGCUGGAAAGGAGAGAACGUCUCAACAACUGAGGUGGAGGGAACUCUAAGCAGGCUGCUAGACAUGAAAGAUGUAGUUGUUUAUGGAGUGGAAGUACCAGGAGCAGAGGGAAAGGCUGGAAUGGCAGCCAUCGCUGAUCCGUCUAACUCCACUGACCUGGAGAAGUUUGUGAAGGACAUGGAGAAGGCUCUCCCUCCGUAUGCCAGACCUGUGUUCCUCCGUUUUCUUCCCGAGGUCAACAAGACAGGAACGUUUAAGUUUCAGAAGAUGGAGUUGCGUCGGGACAGCUUUGACCCCACCGUGGUGUCAGACAGACUGUACUUCCUGGAUUCCAGCAGAGGGUGCUAUACGCAGCUGGACGAGGAGCUUUACCGCUCCAUACUGUCAGGGAAACACAAAUUGUGAUGACCAGGCUAACCACUACAUGUACACCUAGACACACAUCCAUGCAUACAGACACACACACACAUACAGAUACAGAAAAGAAGACAAUAUCGUGUGACCAGGAUAGCAGAAUGCUGUACCAUGUCCCCAUAUACACAAAUACUUGUAAAAGUAAUAGCCAUACAGACUCCAUACGCUCACACUCAAAUGCCAACACAUUUACACAUACACAAACGUACAAAUUGUAUUCCCCAAACCACUUUUCUCUUUCAAAUCCCUAAAAACUGAUAUGCACGGCACACACACACACACGCACGCACGCACGCAGCGCCACUCCAUCCAUCCUCCUGAAAUCUCCCCUGCAACUUCUCUCUCGCUACCUCAGCAAACACAGAGAGGCACAAACCUAGUAACCAGAUCUAUUUGGUAACUUGAAGCCACCCUUCAUAGCCACACAAUCCCUGCCCACACAGGUCUCAAACAACCCACGGCCAGUCCAUCCUGGUCCAUCAAACCAGAUGUGUUGCUGGGGGAUAUAAAUGGGAGGGAUGCGGAGUGCAGGCUGCCUGGCAUCCAGAAUGCAAAAACUUGAAAUUACAGUUAACCAUAAAGGAUGCUGAGGAGGAACGUGGAUCCACUACAAAAACUGUGUGGUAUAACGAAGGGACCUAAAGGACCUAAACUGUCUUUCAGUUCGUUGUUUCGUCAGCAAGAUUGUUUUGUGGAAAACUGGAGCCUCUAAAAUCGACUUCACCUGCACAAUUAGCCAGCAGUGACAAACCUGUGUGUCAGCUACAGCUUUCUUCUUGGGAGGUUAAUGAUAGUAUUACCUUGACGUCUUUGUCUCCUUGUCUUCAUUUCCACCUUUGCUCUACAGAGCUUGAGAUGAAAAUGACAAAAGGACUGCAGGUUUGUUUGUUUGUUUUUAAAGGGAACAAGGAUGUGAGGGAUUUUGGAAAGCCUUUGACAUGUACCCCACAGUUCAAGAUGUUAAAUUAGACCAGUGGUUGAAGCUGAAAGAUUUACUACAGUGCAAUAGGGCUCCAGUGUUUGCAGUGCAAUAAUCAGCCGCACCACGUGGGAGCUGAUAUAAAACAAAGAUUUGUAUUUAAAUAUGACUUCAUCACACCAAAUAUAUUUGAGUUGUAGUGUUUGUUUACAUAUUUAAGAAAAUCUGAAAGUUUUAGUAAUUUAUGUUUUCGGAGAAGCGUUCUCUUUUUUUGUUAUAGUUCAAAUGUAUCAGGUUGGUUUUUUGCUUUAUUUUGUAUCCAAAUUUGUGCUUCAGUAACUCUUCUCAAAAAGGAAGCUGCAGUGUGCAUUUUUAUAUCAGCUGCUGGGACACGAAGUCAAGUGAUCUGACUGAUUCAACCCUGGGCUAAAGAUAUGGGGCUAUUUCCACAAACAGGAUUUGUUCACACACUGACCUGAAGUGCAGUAUGUUUGUGUGGCUGUGGUUGUGCAGGUUUUGUCCUAAAAGGUAGACUUUGCCUAUUGUAGAGGGAGUGUGUAUAUUCUUCUAAAAACAUAUGAAGAGGACUUCUGAAGAGAGAGAAGCACCAAGUCACCCGAUCAGCCAGGACUUUUCAACAGUAUUCUGGUGCUACAGAGGGAUGUUCUGCCAGAUUCCAGAGAGCCGAAAGAUCCAAAGAUUCAAAAACGGGGGUGGGGAUGUUGUCACAGCGGGGGGGGGGGGUCAUAAUAGAAUUGUAGAAGAAGCGAAAAUGUGCUUUGUCAUCAAUGUUUUGUCUGCUGUUUUGCAGUAGCUGCCGUCAGAGGUUGUAGCAGCAUGAAUGAGCAUCAUCAACAACAAGCAGAGCACUGUGCCUUACUGUGAGUUCAUCUCCCAGAUUCACAGGCCUGGCCCACACAUAGUGUCUCAUAUGGUUCCCUGUAUUGGACGUACCUUCACUUCAGCUUCAGCUUCUAUCUACCAUAAUCUCAUUUGUCUGUCUCCCAAGUUCCCCGUCAUAGCAGCCUGGCAGUGCUGGCUGAAAUCUUGGGAGCUCAUAUUUUAUUCUGAAAAACGUCUGGAAGUCCAGUCUGUCUGGUGCAGGAACAGUUUGUCCAAAUCUUGCGCGGCUGCUGUCAUAGCAUUUUCAAGGACUCUAUCCCCCUAACUUAUUUUCCUUUGAGGAUAUUCGGUCUUUACUUAGUCCCGGCUGUAAUCUUAAUAUGUCGUCUAGCUGUCUUAUUGAUUACUUGUUUGUUUCUUGGGUUGUCUUGUAGAUAUUGCUUGCCCAAGUUUCCAUUUGCUCAGCACCUUUUAAUUUAAGCCUUUAUCAUCUUUCUGCCAAGCACCUCAAUCCUUUCCAUGAAUCUAUCUUUAACCUUUUUUCCCCUAUUUCCUCUCUCUCUCUCUCUCUCUCUCUCUCUCUCUCUCUCUCUCUCUCUCUCUCUCUCUCUCUCUCUCUCUCUCUCUCUCUCUCUCUCUCUCUCUCUCUCUCUCUCUGUGUCUUUGGCCCUCCAUUCCUUCAAGCCAGCACCUCUGUUUAAACCUGGCUGUCUCUGGCAGGUACCGAGCCUCACUCUCUGCCAUGUCUGCUUCAUCCUGCUGUGCUCAUGUUGAUUCAGACAAUGGUAUAAACGGUAGUUGCAUACAUUUCAGAUAUUUCCUGAUUGAAGUUUGUUUAGUGUUUGAUGGAGGGAUUGUUUUUAUCCACUUUUGAGAUUGCUCAGGAGGUCUGGUGACAUAAAUCUCCAACUAUACACUCAAAAAACAGUUUUAAAGUAUCUUUUGCUGAAGUUUGUCAUGUGUAGUCUGCCAUUACCCUGUGACUUUUUGUCUUACAUUUUGCAACUGACCACAUCCUACAGUCACCUACAGUACAGCCAGGCAUGCUGUUUCCAGCGGAGGUUGUGUAACAGGUCAUUUGAAGACUGGCUGUAGUGUAGAGGACUUAUUCUUCGAGUGUUAUUGUGGCAAUGCUAAGGCUACUUUGCUUUCUGCAGACUGAUUCUCAAUAUUUAAAUGGCUUUUCUUGGUUCACUGACAGCUGCUGACUGUGAUCAUCAGAGUACUCUCACCUAUCAUUUCCCUGUUUAGGGGGGGGGGGAGACCAACAAAGCUGUUUGACAGAAAUUGAGAUUCAUCCCUGCUUCCUGUGUGGUUUUAGUUUAGAGUCUCUCUCUCUCUCUCUCUCUCUCUCUCUCUCUCUCAUAUAUAUGUAUUCUUUAAUGAUGAGUGUGCAAUGUUGUCAUGAAUGUCUGGAAAAGCGAGCAACCAAUGAUGAUGUUGUAAAGUGUGACUUGUGUAUCUAAGGGAACACGGUUAGGCUGUUAUGAUGCUUGUGACUGAGGGUUGCACUUCUCAACCCUGCCUGAACAGCCCCACAGCAGAGCACUCUGAAUAAGAUGUUUCCAUUUUCACUUUUGAAAUGAGUUUAAAUUAUUAUUUCUGGAGGAACUGUUAAUUAUACUUUGAUUGUUUCACUGCUAUAUGUGUUUUCUUUCACCUGAGUUCUUAGCUUUGUGAUUUUGGUAUAAAAAGGGGAUUCAUGCAUGAGUGCAAGACAAUCGAAUGGCAAUUGUAUUUUUUUCUACCUUUUUAUAAAAAGGCACUAGGAACCAGCCAGGGAGCAAGCAAUUACAGUGGUUGUUGUAACCAGGAGCCAAUUUGCCCAUCUAAUAAAUAAUGUUUUGAAAAGUGCAUAGCAAAUCCGAUAAGUCAGGUGUAAAACCUAAAACAGCAGAAGGCCUGCACAGAGAAUGUCUAUGGGACAGGGUGUGUUGAGGUUUUGAGACACCCGUUUGACCAGUGGGGGGCGCUGUGUCUUCACUAAUGCUCCAGAAAAGGGAGCGUCAAACAGACCCCAGUUUCCAUGCCCUCAUUUUAUCAUGCAGUCUUUGGAUGACUAAUAAAAUAAUAGAGUGACUACGACUUGGACUACUGUAAAUAGAGUGGUAACAAUUAAACCUUACAUGAAACUGCGAAAAGGUCCUCUGCACAUUGUUACAUUAUUUGACUGAUUAAAACAAUUUAAUGCCAGCCCCGCCACCCAAUACACUAAAAAUGUUGUCAGUUUGUGGUGAACAACUGUUACCAGUCUUCCCAGCUCAAACUGAGGUCAGUCAAAAGUCAGCUCUAAGUGUGUGAUUAUGUGGGGAUCAGUACACACCAGCGAGGCCGUACUGUAGACCAGAAACCCCAGCUGAAGUGUGUGUCGGUGCUCUUACUGGCCCUCAUGCCUCUGAUCAACAUUUCUCACUCUGCUUUUUGCACUUUUUGUUUGUCUGUUUUUCCCUUUUUGUGAUCCUCAGGAACAUCAAGCUGUGCUACAGAAGGAAACAAGUGUGUACUCGUCUGCCUAUGUAUGUGUGUGUGUGUGUGUGUGUGUGUGUGUGUGUGUUUUAUUUUUAUCAUUUUCAUGUCUCGUUGCACAUGUGGCAGCUCUCAGCUUUGCAGAGUGUGUAGGGGAGGUCUGUGAGGUGUGCUGUGUGUGUGAGACACACACACUGAUGUCCUCUUGUCCACUGAAGGCUAGCUGUACACAUCAUGCAUUUCAAGAAAAUGAGAUGCAAGCAGUGCUGCAAAUGGAAAAUCAUUAUUAAUAAAAACUAUUUAAAUUGUU
Messenger RNA from Micropterus salmoides (largemouth bass), 6922 nucleotides. It is a transcript of the gene slc27a4, whose product is annotated as solute carrier family 27 member 4. The record is from RefSeq and is a predicted model, not a curated record. Bases 444 to 2375 code for a protein of 643 amino acids. Lineage: Eukaryota; Metazoa; Chordata; Actinopteri; Centrarchiformes; Centrarchidae. Gene Ontology annotation, molecular function: long-chain fatty acid transmembrane transporter activity; long-chain fatty acid-CoA ligase activity. Gene Ontology annotation, biological process: long-chain fatty acid import into cell; very long-chain fatty acid catabolic process; response to nutrient. The transcript is spliced from 14 exons. Gene Ontology annotation, cellular component: plasma membrane; microvillus; endoplasmic reticulum membrane.